This is a messenger RNA of Cuscuta campestris, 738 nucleotides long. The record is from the annotation of a GenBank genome assembly. NCBI's taxonomy places the organism in Eukaryota, Viridiplantae, Streptophyta, Magnoliopsida, Solanales, Convolvulaceae.
CAUUUAAAAAUAUUUUCAGAGUAAUACGGAAAUACAAUAAUAAUCAAAUCAUGACACAUUUUAAAAUCUGAUGAUCAAACAUUUGCCUGCCAUCCUUGCAUCUCCUCUGACUCAAUGCCCUCCAGGAAUGGUUCCAUCAUUGUCUUCUUGUUACCUACGUGUAGUCAACGAAAAAUACAAACUACACGCUCAGCGAAACCGCUGAGUGGUACCACGCUAGAAUUGUAGAAUGAUUCACAGACAUAUACAUAUGUAUACGUCCACAAAAUAAACCCCCACAAAUUUGCCUCGAAUUGAGCCUAUUUUCAAGGCACAGUGAUGGGAUCGCGAUCCGGAGCCGGGACUCCGAAAGGAGAUUCUGACGAUGAUUCAUCGGCGGCGAAUUUAUCGUUGGAUUUCGGCACCCCGGAGGCUCUGGAGCGCGUGUGUAAGCUCACUGAUGUUGGAGCCAUGACUCGUCUUCUCCAUGAGUGCAUCGCUUACCAGCGUGCCCUAGAUCUGGACCAGGAGGCGAUUCUUUCCCAGCGGCACGAUCUCGACAAGCAACUCUCAGUCUUGUAGAAAUCCGCAACCGAGUUCAAUUGGAAUCUUCAACAAGACGGGAUUCUCUCGAUUUCCGUCCAAAAUCGGGAGGAAAAUGAUUUUCCAGUUUUUUAAUUCAUUUUUUCUCCACUUUUCUUUUCCUCUCACUUUUCCUUUCUUUUUCUCACUAACCAAACAUAAAAAAACAUUUCCCUC